CAGAGCAACCACGGCCGCUGCAGGGCCCCCGGGCCCCCCGUCCUCCGUCUCUCCAGCCAUCCCUCUGAGGCAACGCUUGCCCAUCCCCUGUGCUGCCAGCGGGUCCCCAGGAGCCAUCACCCCGACCAUGUAGAUGCCAGCUCCAGGGAGCAGCAUGGGCCCCGCUGAAUGGAGACUCCUGGGUCUACAGCCCUGAGCCCCUCCGGCCCCUGGACCUUGCCCCACGCCCGGGGACGCCCCUCAGAGCCCACCGCCACUGUCGCCAGCCCACCUCGGCUGCCCCCUGGAGUCAGCUGCCAGGAGCCACAGCCGUCCAGUGAGGGUGUGCUGAGGACAGCCACACGGAGCCGUCGCCUGGCAGCCUCCUGUCCAGCACUGACCCUCGGACCCACCCCGAGCGGGGACUGCGGCAGACAUGGGUGACAUGACCAACAGUGACUUUUACUCCAAAAACCAAAGAAAUGAGUCGAGCCAUGGGGGCGAGUUUGGGUGCACGAUGGAGGAGCUGCGCUCCCUCAUGGAGCUGCGGGGCACCGAGGCCGUGGUCAAGAUCAAGGAGACCUACGGGGACACUGACACCAUCUGCCGGCGCCUCAAAACCUCACCUGUCGAAGGUUUGCCGGGUACCGCUCCAGACCUGGAAAAGAGAAAGCAGAUUUUUGGGCAAAACUUUAUACCUCCAAAGAAGCCAAAAACCUUCCUGCAGCUCGUUUGGGAGGCACUGCAAGACGUGACGCUGAUCAUCCUGGAGAUUGCGGCCAUCAUCUCCCUGGGGCUAUCCUUCUACCACCCGCCCGGUGAAAACAACGAAGGAUGUGCAACGGCCCAGGCGGGGGCAGAAGAUGAAGGGGAGGCGGAGGCGGGCUGGAUCGAGGGGGCCGCCAUCCUCCUCUCGGUCAUCUGCGUGGUCCUGGUCACGGCCUUCAAUGACUGGAGCAAAGAGAAACAGUUCCGGGGCCUGCAGAGCCGCAUUGAACAGGAGCAGAAGUUCACCGUGGUCCGGGCUGGCCAGGUGGUCCAGAUCCCUGUGGCUGAGAUCGUGGUUGGGGAUAUCGCCCAGGUCAAAUAUGGCGACCUCCUCCCUGCAGAUGGCCUCUUCAUCCAGGGCAAUGACCUCAAGAUCGAUGAAAGCUCCCUGACAGGGGAGUCUGACCAGGUGCGCAAGUCUGUGGACAAGGACCCCAUGCUGCUGUCAGGGACUCAUGUGAUGGAGGGCUCUGGACGGAUGGUGGUGACCGCCGUGGGUGUGAACUCUCAGACCGGCAUCAUCUUUACCCUGCUGGGGGCCGGCGGUGAGGAGGAAGAGAAGAAGGACAAGAAAGGUGUGAAGAAGGGGGAUGGCCUUCAGCUACCAGCGGCCGAUGGUGCGGCAGGUUCAAAUGCUGCAGAUAGUGCAAAUACCAGCCUAGUCAAUGGUAAAAUGCAGGAUGGCAAUGUGGACGCCAGCCAGAGCAAAGCCAAACAGCAGGACGGGGCGGCCGCCAUGGAGAUGCAGCCCCUCAAGAGUGCCGAGGGCGGCGACACUGACGACAAGAAGAAGGCCAGCAUGCACAAGAAGGAGAAGUCGGUGCUGCAGGGCAAGCUCACCAAGCUGGCUGUGCAGAUCGGCAAGGCGGGUCUGGUGAUGUCAGCCAUCACGGUGAUCAUCCUGGUGCUCUACUUCACCGUGGACACCUUCGUGGUCAACCAGAAGCCAUGGCUGCCCGAGUGCACGCCCGUCUAUGUGCAGUACUUCGUCAAGUUCUUCAUCAUUGGUGUGACAGUGCUGGUGGUCGCCGUGCCCGAGGGGCUCCCUCUGGCUGUCACCAUCUCACUGGCCUACUCGGUGAAGAAAAUGAUGAAGGACAACAACCUGGUCCGCCACCUGGACGCCUGUGAGACCAUGGGCAAUGCCACGGCCAUCUGCUCGGACAAGACGGGCACACUCACCACCAAUCGCAUGACGGUGGUGCAGGUUUACGUGGGCGACGUCCAUUACAAGGAGGUCCCCGACCCCAGCUCCAUCAACGCCAAAACCAUGGAGCUGCUGGUCAACGCCAUUGCCAUCAACAGCGCCUACACCACCAAGAUUCUGCCCCCGGAUAAGGAGGGCGCCCUGCCCAAGCAGGUGGGCAACAAAACAGAGUGCGGCCUGCUGGGCUUCGUGCUGGACCUGAAGCAGGACUACGAGUCUGUGCGCAGCCAGAUGCCGGAGGAGAAGCUGUACAAGGUCUACACCUUCAACUCCGUGCGCAAGUCCAUGAGCACCGUAAUCAAGCUGCCCGACGAGAGCUUCCGCAUGUACAGCAAGGGCGCUUCGGAGAUCGUGCUCAAGAAGUGCUGCAAAAUCCUCAACGGGGCGGGUGAGCCCCGGGUCUUCCGGCCCCGCGACCGGGACGAGAUGGUGAAGAAGGUGAUUGAGCCCAUGGCCUGCGACGGGCUCCGCACCAUCUGCGUGGCUUACCGCGACUUACCCGGCAGCCCCGAGCCCGACUGGGACAACGAGAAUGACAUCCUCAACGACCUCACCUGUAUCUGCGUGGUGGGCAUCGAGGACCCCGUGCGGCCCGAGGUCCCGGAAGCCAUCCGCAAGUGCCAGCGAGCAGGCAUCACUGUCCGCAUGGUCACCGGUGACAACAUCAACACAGCCCGGGCCAUCGCCAUCAAGUGUGGCAUCAUCCAUCCUGGGGAGGACUUCCUGUGCCUUGAGGGCAAGGAGUUCAACCGGAGAAUCCGCAACGAGAAAGGGGAGAUUGAGCAGGAACGAAUCGACAAGAUCUGGCCAAAGCUGCGGGUGCUGGCUCGCUCCUCCCCCACGGACAAGCAUACCCUGGUCAAAGGCAUCAUCGACAGCACACACACGGAGCAGCGGCAGGUGGUGGCCGUGACGGGGGACGGCACCAAUGAUGGGCCCGCGCUCAAGAAGGCCGAUGUGGGCUUCGCCAUGGGCAUCGCAGGCACGGAUGUGGCCAAGGAGGCCUCGGACAUCAUCCUAACGGACGACAACUUCAGCAGCAUCGUCAAGGCAGUGAUGUGGGGCCGCAAUGUCUACGACAGCAUCUCCAAAUUCCUGCAGUUCCAGCUGACGGUCAACGUGGUGGCCGUGAUCGUGGCCUUCACGGGCGCCUGCAUCACGCAGGACUCCCCUCUGAAGGCCGUGCAGAUGCUCUGGGUGAACCUCAUCAUGGACACGUUCGCCUCGCUGGCGCUGGCCACCGAGCCACCCACGGAGACCCUGCUUCUGAGGAAGCCAUACGGCCGCAACAAGCCCCUCAUCUCGCGGACCAUGAUGAAGAACAUCCUGGGCCACGCCGUCUACCAGCUAACCCUCAUCUUCACCCUGCUCUUUGUUGGCGAGAAGAUGUUCCAGAUCGACAGCGGGAGGAACGCGCCCCUGCACUCGCCGCCCUCCGAGCACUACACCAUCAUCUUCAACACCUUCGUCAUGAUGCAGCUCUUCAAUGAGAUCAACGCCCGCAAGAUCCACGGCGAGCGCAACGUCUUCGACGGCAUCUUCCGGAACCCCAUCUUCUGCACCAUCGUGCUGGGCACCUUCGCCAUCCAGAUAGUGAUUGUGCAGUUUGGCGGGAAGCCGUUCAGCUGCUCUCCGCUGCAGCUGGACCAGUGGUUGUGGUGCAUAUUCAUCGGGUUAGGAGAGCUUGUCUGGGGCCAGGUCAUCGCCACCAUCCCGACCAGCCGGCUCAAGUUCCUCAAGGAGGCGGGCAGGCUCACGCAGAAGGAGGAGAUCCCGGAGGAGGAGCUGAACGAGGACGUGGAGGAGAUAGACCACGCCGAGCGAGAGCUGCGGCGGGGCCAGAUCUUGUGGUUCCGAGGCCUGAACCGGAUCCAGACCCAGAUCCGCGUCGUGAAGGCGUUCCGUAGCUCUCUCUAUGAAGGUCUAGAAAAGCCUGAGUCUCGAACCUCCAUCCAUAAUUUCAUGGCUCAUCCUGAAUUCCGGGUCGAAGAUUCACAGCCCCACAUUCCCCUCAUCGACGACACCGACCUGGAAGAAGAUGCCGCGCUCAAGCAGAACUCGAGCCCGCCGUCCUCGCUCAACAAGAACAACAGCGCCAUCGACAGCGGGAUCAACCUGACGACCGACACAAGCAAAUCAGCUACCUCUUCAAGUCCAGGGAGCCCCAUCCACAGCCUGGAGACGUCGCUUUAGCUGAGGACCCCGCCACCACCCACCUCCCGGGCACCCACCCGUCCAGGCACCCGACUCACCCAAGCAGCAGCGAGCCACAGCAGGAAACCAAAUACUGGCGAGAAAACCGUUUCCACCCAACAGACCCUUUUUCUGGCUGCGAUGCUGUUUGAACUCUUUUUCACUUCGAGGCGAGGGCGGGAUCUCCUCCGGGGGCUUAAGGGAGUGAGCGGUUUUUCCCAGAACUAGCCCUUCCUGGCUCCCACCCGACAUGGACCAGCCAUGCACCCGCCCGGCGCCAUGUCCCCUGCAUGAAUGUACUGUACACUUCCGGUCCUCCCCUUGUUUGGUUUUUGGGGGGUUGGGGAGGGGGUUUUUUUGUUUGUUUGUUUGUUUUCUUAGGCGGGAACUGCAGACAGACUCUUUUCUGAGACUAUUUAUCCAAUCCACUGGUCUGUGAGUUUUUGAAAUGCUUGCGCAGCAUGGUCUCAGUUGUAUAGGUUAAUUUAACAACUUUUUGAAAUUGCAGAGCUUAACUCGCCUAGUAAAUUUGCACCAAUGGAACCGAAGAACUUCAGACACUCACAAGGUUAUAUCCAUUUCUUUGUAUCUAUAUCAACGUAUACUUCCCCAAGACUGUAUACGUCCAUAUAGAUAGGUAGAUAUAUAUGUGUCUAUAUGUAUAUAUAUAUAUAUAUAUAUAUAUACACACAUGGAUAUAUAAAGUUUCUUUGCCGGCAUGUUGCCUUGUUUCUGCUUAAAUUGCUCUAUUUUAACUUAUUUAUGUCCUAAAAGAAGAAUGUAAUUUGUUUACAAACCUGUAGAUAACGUCUUCGGCUAUUUGUACGGUUUAAGAACACUGGUGGCUGAGAUGCUAUAAAGACAGCUCAGCCUGAUAGACACCUCCCUGGAUUGCAUCCUUGAUGUUUUACGAUAGCCAUGCUCCGAUUUUUGCCUGCUACUUCCGUUCAAUUAUGUGACUACCGAGGGAGGCUCAGGCAGAAGCCAAAUGUUAGCGAGUAUCCAUCCCGAGGGGUCCCACAGCGUGCUCCGUAGACAAAGGGGGAGGAGGAGAGAAGUCUUCCUGCGCUCAAAGCACUGAUGGCCAGCCCGGCCCCAGGGUGACGGGGUUGGCAAAGCACUGGGUGAAGACUUUUCUCUCAAUGAAACUCACUUGAGUUUACUAAGAGCAUUUCAAAUAGAGAUUCUCUCUGGCGCUGUCUGUACAGAGACUGAGGUAGUUUUGCAAUAUUAUAAACGCUAUUGUGUUGAUUUUUUUUUCAGUUAGUAAUUUCGAGGCUUGUUUCCUUACGAACUGCAGCAGAUGAGCUGUUGGCCUAUUGGAUGAGGAUCAUUAUGGUUUGCUGCUCUUAUUUUUAUUUUUGAAGAAGAACAGCCUUUUUCUCUGCACUAUUUAGAUCCGAACGAACCUUAUGACGUGUAUAUUGAGAUGUAUUCAGUGUGAUUUUUUUAAACCAAAUUGUCUUCCUGUAGUCGCAAUAUAUACUGUAGCCUUUGAACAGCAAGUCUUGCUUUCCCAGACAGAAAGCCAUUCUGAAACCCUACAGUAUCACAGGUGAGAAAAGGUGGUUAUUUUUUCCCUGAGACAAUAACAGCACUAGUAAUCCCACUUAAUAAGAGCUUAUUUAAUUGUAUGUCAGCCUCUUAACUGCUAAGCACUUUGUGGGUAUCAGCUUUUUUCAUAAAAGAACUUUUGUAUUUAAUACAAAGUUUGCUUUGAGACUUUUCAGCAUACGAUCUUUUUCCAUAAACUUGUACAGUGCAAAAGACAUUUUGAAUACCAUGAUCGAUGAUGUCCCAUGCUUCAAGGAAAACCAAACGCUUCUGCCUCGCUUGCAAAAUGCAUUCUUCACACUGACCCUUCCCACAGUUGCUCUGUGUCUACCCGGGCCCUUCCCUUCUCCAGGCCCAGAGAAUUCUUCCACAAACAAGAUGAGAGCCACUCGGGAAAAGAGCCAUAGUCAGCUGGGAGGGCCUGCAUCUGGAUGGCUGUGGAGAAACCCGAGGGUUUAGGACCCCAAGUCAGCCCAUCCCACCUGGCAACACCUUCCUGGAAGGAGGACCUUCUUUGCGCAAGAGCAUCUCCUGAAUGUCGUGAAGAAAUAUCUCUGAAUGUACCCAGCAGAGGAAACUGCAUCCCCCGAGGGGUGACCACCCUCAGAUAUGCUUAUGGGAUUCCAAGACCAAUACCGCCCACUGUUCUCCUCAGAGAAAGGAAAGACCCGCUCCUGUAAAACCUGGGGCAGCUUUGGAACAUGGUGUUUUUUGUAGUUUCCUUUUUCAAGGUUCUCCAUCUCCCGCUUUGUUCCAACCUUGUGUCCGUGACCUCAUUCCAUGACACCAGGAAAGCCCCGCUUGCACACCACGCUCCCUGCUCAUUCGGAGCCAGGACGCAAGGGAAGCAGGAGGGGGUCUCCCCUAGUGGGACCCAGCCCAGGGGAGAGGGAGCCAUGGAAGCUACCGAGAAUGCCCCACGUCAGUGUUGGUCUUUUCUUGUCAGGAAUGAUGGUUGCUCACACACACACACACACACACACACACACACCCUCGCCCUCACACUUGCACACACACAUCCACACACACAGGAAAUGAUUGGUUUGUCAGAACUCCCUGUAGUACAUAGAGCUUGCACUCGGCGUCCUAUAUCUAGCAGCAUGGGGUACGUUUGGCAGUUCACCCCAUUAGGGGGUAAAUAAUUUAUGACCAUUCAUCUGUUUUUAUGAAUUUUUUUAUCUAGACAAUAACUGUAAAUAAAGAACUCACCAUCUCUGUUCAUUUAAUACUAUGCAA
Molecule: messenger RNA, 6937 nt
Organism: Lagenorhynchus albirostris (white-beaked dolphin)
Lineage: Eukaryota; Metazoa; Chordata; Mammalia; Artiodactyla; Delphinidae
Gene: ATP2B2
Product: ATPase plasma membrane Ca2+ transporting 2
Exons: 23
Coding region: 416-4147 (1243 amino acids)
Biological process (GO): regulation of cytosolic calcium ion concentration; calcium ion transmembrane transport
Cellular component (GO): postsynaptic density membrane; intracellular membrane-bounded organelle
Molecular function (GO): ATP hydrolysis activity; P-type calcium transporter activity; PDZ domain binding
Source: RefSeq, a predicted model, not a curated record